Messenger RNA from Oncorhynchus keta (chum salmon), 3257 nucleotides. RefSeq names its product multiple EGF-like-domains 11 (gene megf11). The record is from RefSeq and is a predicted model, not a curated record. Bases 181 to 3231 code for a protein of 1016 amino acids. Gene Ontology annotation, molecular function: protein binding; scavenger receptor activity. Lineage: Eukaryota; Metazoa; Chordata; Actinopteri; Salmoniformes; Salmonidae. The transcript has 22 exons.
CCCAAGACCCAUCACCUCUCCCUGUCUAGAUCAGAGGAACAUCGGAAACACCAGCCCAUCUGUCGUGUGUCCCUGCCAACAGAGUCUCCCUGCAGCUUGUUCUCUCCACCACCCCGAGACUACAGGAAACAUCCAGGGACAACGGUCACCACCACCGGUGAUUUAAGGUGUGUCCUCAAGAUGGGGACUAUCCCUCUGGCCCUAACCUUAACCCUGGUCUUGUUGGCUGUCCUGGGGUUCACUACACCCAGAGUCUGGAGCCUGAACCCAGACGAUCCUAACGUCUGCAGUCACUGGGAGAGUUAUGCUGUGACGGUCCAGGAGUCCUACGCCCACCCCUUUGACCAGGUGUACUACACCAGGUGUACUGACAUCCUCAACUGGUUCAAAUGUACCAGACACAGGAUCAGCUAUAAGACGGCUUACCGGCGGGGCGUCCGGACCAUGUACCGGCGCCGCUCACAGUGUUGCCCGGGUUACUUUGAGAGGGGAGACAUGUGUGUCCCUCUCUGCUCUGAGGAGUGUACUCAUGGAAGGUGUGUGUCUCCUGAUACGUGUCAGUGUGAGCCAGGCUGGGGAGGACUGGACUGCUCCAGUGGUUGUCAGAGUGACUUCUGGGGCCCCCACUGCAGUAACCGGUGCCAGUGUCAAAACGAGGGCAAGUGUAACCCCAUCACGGGGGCGUGUGUGUGUACAGAUGGGUACCAGGGCUGGCGCUGCGAAGAGCCCUGUGAACCUGGGUACUAUGGCAAGGCCUGCCAUCUCAUCUGCCAGUGUCUCAACGGAGCCACCUGCCAUCAUCAGACUGGAGACUGCAUCUGUUCUCUGGGAUACUCUGGAGCCUUCUGUGGUGAGCGGUGUCCCAGUGGUAGUCAUGGACAACGGUGUGAUCAGAGCUGUUCCUGUCAGAACGGAGGAUCCUGUCAUCACGUCAGUGGAGAGUGUUCCUGUCCCGCUGGAUGGACGGGCUCAGUGUGUGCCCAGCCGUGCCAAGUGGGCAAGUAUGGCAUCAACUGCAGCAAGGACUGCGCCUGCCUUAACGGUGGACUGUGUGACCAUGUCGCUGGUCAGUGCCAGUGUACCCCAGGUUACAGUGGACGGAGAUGCCAGGAGGAGUGUCCGGUGGGCUGGUACGGUCCUCAGUGCAGCCUGCGUUGUGACUGUCAGAACGGUGCUAAGUGUUACCAUAUCAACGGAGCGUGUCUCUGUGACACGGGCUUUAAAGGACCUCACUGUCAGGAGAGGUUCUGUCCUCCAGGCCUGUACGGACUCAUCUGUGACAAGUACUGUCCCUGUAACGCCUCCAACACUGUCGGCUGUCACCCCCUGUCAGGUGAGUGCAGCUGUACAGCAGGAUGGGCGGGGCUCUACUGCAACGAGACCUGUCCACCUGGUUACCACGGCGAUGGAUGCAGGUUGCCAUGCAGCUGUUCCCACGGGGCUGACUGUCACGGAGUCACUGGGGCCUGCGUCUGUGCCCCUGGUUACAUGGGAGAUGACUGCUCUUCUCUAUGUCCUCCGGGGCUAUACGGUCCUAGUUGCUCCUCUACCUGCUCCUGUCAUAACCACGCCCCCUGCUCCCCCAUCGAUGGAUCCUGUAGCUGCAGAGAAGGUUGGCAGGGAGUGGACUGCUCUACUCUGUGCUCCAGUGGUAGCUGGGGUCUGGGCUGUAAUCAGAGCUGUCUAUGUGCCAACGGCGCAGCCUGUGACCCCAUGGAUGGUGUCUGUACCUGCUCCCCAGGCUGGAGAGGGGAGCACUGCCUCCUACCCUGUCCUGAUGGAAUGUACGGUCUGGAGUGUCGUGGGCGUUGUGACUGUAGUCAUGGCGAUGGCUGUGACCACGUCACCGGCUUCUGUCGCUGCCUCGCUGGAUGGACAGGUAUCCGGUGUGACAGUGUGUGUCCUCAUGGGUUGUGGGGUCCAAACUGCUCCGUCACCUGCUCCUGUCAGAAUAGAGGAUCCUGCUCACCUGAGGACGGUACCUGUGUCUGUUCCCCGGGUUACAGAGGGACCUCCUGCAAGAGAGUCUGUUCUCCUGGGUUCUAUGGGCACCGCUGUAGCCAGUCAUGUCCACAGUGUGUCCACAGCUCUGGAUCGUGCCAUCAUGUGACUGGUCACUGUGACUGUCUGUCCGGUUUCUAUGGCUCCCUGUGCAACCAAGUGUGUUUCAGUGGAAGUUACGGUAAGGGCUGUUCUGAGAUCUGCUUGUGCACCAACAACGGGACCUGUAACCCCAUCGAUGGAUCCUGUCAGUGUUUCCCUGGUUGGAUAGGAGAAGACUGCUCUCACAGUUGUCCAUUAGGGUUCUAUGGUAGAGACUGUACUGAGGUGUGUCGCUGUCAGAAUGGCGGAAACUGUGAUCACAUGACAGGACAGUGUGCCUGUCUCACCGGCUUCAUUGGGACCAGCUGUGGACAGAAGUGUCCCCCUGGUACGUUUGGUUACGGCUGCCAGCAGCUGUGUGACUGUAUGAACAAUGCCACCUGUGACUACGUGACUGGAACCUGCUACUGCAGCCUCGGAUACAAAGGCAUCCGCUGUGACCAAGCUGCUCUGAUGAUGGAGGAGUUGAACCCUUACACUAAGAUCAGUCCAGCGCGGGGAGGUUCAGAGCACCAGUCAGCUGGGGCUGUGAUGGGCAUCAUCUUCCUCCUCCUCCUCAUCAUGAUGGCUAUGCUCAGCCUGUUUGUCUGGUUCCGACAGAGACAGAAGGACAAGGGACACCACAUGCAGCCUAGUGUGGCAUAUACACCUGGCCUGAGGAUAACACACACCGACUAUUCUGAGUGUGGCAGCACGGUAGCCAUGCGUCCCUCCACCCUGGAUGUGUCCCAGACUCUAACCCAGAGUGGUAGCAGCCUAUCAGGAAGCUGUAUCUCCAACCCCUCCUAUCACACCGUGUCUGUACCUCAGUAUAGCCUGGCCUCAACUAUCACCACCAACCUGGAUAGCACGUUCACUGUCGCGUCCAACUCCCUGAAAGGAGUCAGGAAUGGAUCAGAGUGGAGAGCCUACUGCAACCUCAACCACCUGGAGCCAACUGUUAGUGUUCUACAGGGACUUAAUGGAAUGGCCACCGGUUUCUCCCAGAAUCCCUAUGACCUUCCCCGGAGCAGCCACCUACCCAGCGGCCUCAACCUCAUCCCCCGCCACUAUGACAUCCUGCCCAUGAGCCACAGCCUCACAGACACCCGGCCCCCUCCCCCAGAGAGCCCCAGCUCCCUGCUCUAGAGGAAAAUAAAUACCCUGGUCCCUCC